UCUAUGCAUUAAAAAUAGCCCAAUGCUUAGCCAGACUUUGAAAUUAUUUCAUUAUUAAAACAAGCGUAGCCAAAAACGCACAAAAUAAUUCCGUACUUUUAAUUUAAUUUCAAUUUAAAACAUGAAGACGCUCAAUCAAAUUUACAAAACUUUAAAGGGAUACAAAAUCAUCGGAUACAGUAGCAAAACCAAUUUGUUUGGACUAAAUCCGUUGGUGAUCUCUGUAUUCUACAUCGUUUUAACGGAAGCGAUUAUUUCGCAUUUACGACGGUUUAUUAAAAACAGUUUUGCAGAUGGGUUAGUUAGACAAUUAGUUUUAGAAUUUAUUGCAACGGCCGAAUUAUGCGCGACUUGUUUUGAAUUAAUCAUAGUUGCUGAUAAUUAUGGCGUUGUUAUGUACGGAUUAUUCCUAUUUUUAUUAACGGUGUGGUGGUCGUUUAAUUGGGAGGACUCCUCGGCGUGUCCCUAUAUUCCAAUCGAAGAAAUUUUUGAGCGGAAACGCAACAUUUUCAUCGGAUUUUUAGUGAUAGGGGCCCAAAUUUUAGGUGGCUUAUCCAUAUUUAGAUACAUUCAAAUACUAUGGUCUUUAGAGUUAGUUGAAACACACCAAGGUAGAGCUUUCGAGGAAUGCUCGACGGAUCUUCAAGUUUCCGUUAUAUUAGGUUCCAUAAUCGAGGGAAUCGCAACGUGUAUUUGUAGGAUUUUCUCGAGGAUUUUAGGCGAAACUAACUCGCGAAUGGGUAACAUUUUGGACGCUUUCAUCGGCACGCUUAUGGUCGUUGCUGCUUUUAAUUAUUCUGGGGGGUAUUUUAAUCCCGCACUCGCAACCUCUUUAAAAUACGGAUGCAAAGGUAACACCAUACCAGAACACAUGUUGGUUUAUUGGUUAGGCCCCACGAUUGGGGCGAUUUUUUCCGUUUUUAUUUUUAAUUCGAAACCGAUUCAAAAUAUCGUUAAGAUUCUUACCGGUAAACGCGAUUAAAUGCGACUUUAAAUUCAAUUUGUCUUCUUUGAGAUUAAAAGAUAAAAACACUGCCUUUUAUUGUGAAUAUGGAAUGUUCUCUUUUUUAUUAAUUAUUUUAAAUAAUUAAUUUUUGGUUGUGAUUAAUUUUAUUGUUGUAAAUAGUAGGGGAUUAUUUCUAGUCGAAAUUGUGAUUUUUAAGUUAUUAAAUAUUUUUAAACUUGA
Onthophagus taurus is the source of this 1186-nucleotide messenger RNA. It is a transcript of the gene AQP, whose product is annotated as aquaporin. Gene Ontology annotation, cellular component: cytoplasm; membrane. The record is from RefSeq and is a predicted model, not a curated record. Lineage: Eukaryota; Metazoa; Arthropoda; Insecta; Coleoptera; Scarabaeidae. Gene Ontology annotation, molecular function: channel activity. Gene Ontology annotation, biological process: transmembrane transport.